UUCGUUCCUUUUUCUCACUGAUUUUCCGGGAAAAUUUUCUCUCACUGCUGAUUUCCUUCGCUCUCUACUUUCCCGGCGAUAGAGGAGGAAGUAGAAGAGUAUAAGGAUGAAAUUUCUCUGCUUCUACGGAAACUCUUUCUCUUCACUUCACUUCACUUCUCUUCCCUUCAAUAUUCCGUGAUCAACACGAACUCUUUCUUCUUCAUUCAAACAACAAGCACCACUCUCAAUAACAUUCCUAAUCUUAGAAAACCUUCUAGCACAACAACAAUAUUCUCUCCUUUUUCUUCUUUUUCAACAAAAGGCAGUAGCUGAAAAUGGAGACACAAUAUAGGGAUUCUUUGUCCUCCCAUGGUGUUGCAGGCUCAUUUAAGACUUCUUCACUUAAUGUUCCAAAAAAGGUGGAAAGCAAUGCUUGGGGAAUACCGCACAAGAGUAAUGUAUUUCAUGCUUCAAAUGAUGUUAGCUUGUUUUCCAGCUCACUACCUGUUCUUCCACAUGAGAAGUUAAAUUUGACUGAUUCUGAACGUUAUGGCCAACCUAUUGAUGAUAACUUGCUAACGAUAGAUAAAGUGGACAAAGAGAAUGAGGAAAAUGAUCCUUUUGAAGAUUUUGAAGCCAAUAUAGUUGGAAACAUACUUCCUGAUGAAGAGGAGCUUUUAGCUGGGAUAAUGGACGAUUUCGACCUUAGUAGGUUGCCAAGCCAAGUGGAGGAUCUGGAUGAUAAUGAUCUGUUUGGCAGUGGAGGGGGGUUCGAAAUGGACUUUGAACCCCAAGAGAGUCUUAAUGUUGGCAUGUCAAAGCUAAGCAUUUCAGAUGGAGUUGCUUCAAAUGGUAUUGGUCAUUAUUCAAUCCCAAAUGGUAUGGGAACGGUGGCUGGUGAGCAUCCUUAUGGAGAGCAUCCAUCAAGGACAUUAUUUGUUCGAAACAUCAAUAGUAAUGUUGAGGACUCUGAAUUACGGACCUUAUUUGAGCAAUAUGGGGAUAUCAGAACUUUGUACACUGCAUGCAAGCAUAGAGGCUUUGUGAUGAUAUCUUACUAUGACAUUCGAGAUGCUCGCACUGCAAUGCGUGCCUUACAAAACAAGCCCUUGAGACGAAGAAAACUUGAUAUUCAUUUUUCAAUUCCCAAGGAUAACCCCUCAGAGAAAGAUAUUAAUCAAGGAACCCUUGUAGCAUUCAAUUUGGAUCCUUCAGUGUCAAAUGAGGACCUUCGAUUAAUUUUUGGUGCUUAUGGAGAGGUCAAGGAGAUUAGGGAAACACCGCAUAAGAGGCACCAUAAAUUUAUUGAGUUUUAUGAUGUUAGAGCGGCAGAAGCAGCUCUUAAAGCAUUAAAUCGAAGGGAUAUUGCUGGGAAACGCAUAAAACUUGAACCCAGUCGCCCCGGCGGAGCACGUAGGAACUUGAUGCAACAACUGAGUCAAGAGUUGGAGCAAGAUGAAGCUCGAACUUUUAGACAUCAAGUAGGUUCACCUGUGGCCAAUUCUCCUCCCGGUAACUGGGCACAUUUUGGUAGUCCAGUUGAGCAUAAUCAACUAGGUUCAUUUAGCAAGUCGCCUGGUUUGGGCCAUGCCAGCCCUGUCAAUACUAACCAUUUUUCUGGAUUGGCUGCAAUUCUUUCCCCACAUGCAUCUAACAAGAUUGCGCCGAUUGGUAAGGACCCUGGAAGGGCUGCAAAUCAGAUAUUUUUGAACUCUGGAUCAAUGCAAGGAACAGCUUUUCAGCAUUCCAUGUCUUUUCCUGAGCAAAAAGUGAAUGCAAGUCCUAGGCCUAUAUCUUCCUUUGGCGAAUCAAGUUCAAGCUCAUCAAGUAUUGGAACAUUGUCUGGCCCUCAAUUUCUUUGGGGGAGCCCAACUCCUUAUACUGAGCAUUCAACCACAUCUGGUUGGUCUUCGUCUUCUUUGGGGCAUCCAUUUACUUCUAGUGGCCAAAGGCAGGGUUUUCCAUAUUCAAGUCAUCGCAGUUCUUUUCUUGGUUCCCAGCCCCAUCAUCAUAUAGGAUCUGCUCCAUCUGGCCUUCAUUUUGAUAGGCAUUUUAACUACUUCCCAGAAUCACCCGAUGCUUCUUUAAUGAGCCCAGUUGGAUUUGGGAAUUUAAAUCUCAGUGACAGGAGUUUUAUGAUGAACAGGAGCAGUCAUGCAUCUUUAGGUGGUUCUGCUGGCCUUUCAGGAAAUACUGCUGAAAAUGGUUCACCUAAUUUCGGGAUGCUGUCACUGCCUAGGCAUGGUUCUUUGCUUCUCGGAAGCAGUUCUUAUUCUGGACCAGGAGCAACCAACACUGAAGGCAUGUCUCGAAGUAGGCGACCCGAGAAUAGUGGAAACCCAAUUGAUUCAAAGAAGCUGUACCAACUUGAUCUUGAUAAAAUCCUCAGUGGUGAAGAUACAAGGACGACUUUAAUGAUUAAAAAUAUUCCUAACAAGUACACAUCGAAGAUGCUGCUUGCUGCAAUUGAUGAGAAUCACCGGGGUGCUUAUGACUUUCUCUACUUGCCAAUUGAUUUUAAGAACAAGUGUAAUGUGGGUUAUGCCUUUAUCAAUAUGGUGUCUCCUUCACACAUCAUUCCUUUCUAUGAGGCAUUUAAUGGGAAGAAGUGGGAGAAGUUUAAUAGCGAAAAAGUUGCUUCACUGGCGUAUGCAAGGAUACAAGGAAAGGCUGCACUUGUGACACAUUUUCAGAAUUCAAGCUUAAUGAAUGAGGAUAAGCGGUGUCGGCCAAUUCUCUUUCAUUCGGAGGGCCAAGAGACGAAUGAUCAGGAGAAUUUUCUGUCCAGCAAUUUGAAUAUAUGUAUUCGUCAACCAGACGGGUCUUACUCAGGUGAUUUAUUGGAGAGCCCAAAGGGCGAUUGGGACGAGAAACUAGAAAAAGAUUAACCAUUUGCUAGCUAUUUAUAUGUUCCUAGCCACAAUAAUAAAUGGGGGUUGGGAAUGCUAACAACUGCAUAGGGCAAUGUUAAGGUGUACAAAGCUAAUUGAUUUAAAAGAACAAAAAAGUUGGUGUACAAAGGUGAAGAAGCAGCAUAGCUUUCAGCUGCUGGAGACUCUGAAUGUGUCAAUAUUUCAUAAUAAUCAUCAAUGGAGGAAGCAGCAAGGAACAGUUUCUUGUGUGUAGAGAAAUCAAUUGUGAUUAGAAGUGGAAGAGAAUAAGAUGGCAUUUCUUUGUCAGCUUGCAUGCCAGAGUUUGCAGAUUUGACUAAUGUGUAUAUUAUUAAAAUGAGGUACUGUCAUAUUAGCUUUGUCAAUGUUGUCAUGAAACCUAAAUUACUUGUGCAUGUAUGUAUAUAUGUGAACCAGUUUCUUUGCCUUAUUCUUAUGUUAGAUCAGCCAUCUAGAAUAUUGUUACUGGAUACACUGAAAUGUUGGAAUAUCCUUGAAGAACCUCUUAUUUUUCUC
Molecule: messenger RNA, 3389 nt
Organism: Arachis stenosperma
Lineage: Eukaryota; Viridiplantae; Streptophyta; Magnoliopsida; Fabales; Fabaceae
Product: protein MEI2-like 2
Exons: 13
Coding region: 318-2870 (850 amino acids)
Molecular function (GO): RNA binding
Source: RefSeq, a predicted model, not a curated record